GGAAUUCUGACGGCGGGUGUUGGGGCUCCGGGGGCCGCAGAUGAGGCCUGCAGGGGCUCGGGGUUCGGCUUACCUGCAGCCAGAAUUUCUGAUAGGUUCUACCUUUGGACAAGAUGUGGUACUGUUGAAACUUCAGUCUGCUUGGAUUCACAGACAGUUGAACUUUUCAGCUAGGAAGAUAUUUUUGUUUUAUUUUAUUUUUUUCACAUCUUAACGAACUUAUGAAAUCAUGGCAGAAGGAGAGAUGGAGUCACCUGGGCCCAAGAAGUGUGGCCCAUAUAUCUCAUCUGUCACCAGCCAGAGUGUGAACUUGAUGAUUCGAGGAGUGGUGCUGUUUUUGAUUGGAGUAUUUCUUGCAUUAGUGUUGAAUUUGCUUCAGAUUCAGAGAAAUGUGACACUUUUUCCACCAGAUGUCAUUACAAGCAUCUUUUCUUCCGCAUGGUGGGUACCACCAUGCUGCGGCACAGCCUCAGCUGUGAUUGGGUUAUUGUACCCCUGCAUUGACAAGCAUCUAGGAGAACCACAUAAAUUUAAGAGAGAGUGGUCCAGUGUAAUGCGCUGCGUAGCUGUCUUUGUUGGCAUAAAUCACGCCAGCGCUAAAGUGGAUUUUGAUAACAACAUACAGCUGUCUCUUACCCUGGCCGCACUAUCCAUUGGACUGUGGUGGACUUUUGAUAGAUCUAGAAGUGGUUUUGGCCUUGGAGUUGGAAUUGCUUUCUUAGCUACCUUAGUCACUCAACUGCUAGUCUACAAUGGUGUCUAUCAGUAUACAUCUCCAGAUUUCCUCUAUGUUCGUUCUUGGUUGCCAUGUAUAUUUUUUGCUGGAGGCAUAACAAUGGGAAACAUUGGCCGACAGCUAGCAAUGUAUGAAUGUAAAGUUAUUGCAGAAAAAUCUCAUCAAGAAUGAAGAAGACAAGACUAUAUCUUUUAUAUAAAAGGGCAGAAAAAAAUGGCAAGUAUAUGUAUAAUGGAUGUACCAACAAACUUUGGACUGUAAACUUGCGAAGAUGCAGUUUUCUGUGUGAUGGCGAGUGUAGAUGCACACUCUUUGUUACUGCAAUCUGUGAUUGCUCCACAUGUAAACCAGUUAUAAACCUUUAGGUAUUUGACUUCAAUAAAUGUAAGACAUAUAUAUGCACUACAUGAAAAAUAUGUUGAUUAAUACAUGAAAUUUUUACAUUAAUUUUUUAAAUGUACCAUGCAUUGUAUCACAAUGUUGAUGUGCCAAAAUACUCUACUACUGUCAUGAAUAUAAGAGUGCUUUGAACAAUUUAUAAGGUUAGUGAAAUAAAAUGAAAGGAAAGCCAAAAACCAAACAAACAGCAAAUGGGUGGCUGGUCCUUUCUCUUGCUCACUGUUGUGUCUUUUCUUUGUCUAAUCACAGCAGUGAGUCAUGAGGGCCCCAGCAUGUGGUAUGUGUCUAUUCUGUUAUUUCAGAAAGAUUGAGUAUUUUAAUAUAUGCUGAAAUGAACUUCCAUGGAAUGAUUUUAAACCUUCCUUACUGGAAGAAGCCCAAAGAAUAAUUUUCUGUUUUGACAGAUGUUACUGGAGGUACAUGUGAUAAGGAGGGGAGAUUAUCACUGUUUAAUUGUUUUGAGUCCAAAUUUGGAGAAGUACAGAUAAUUAAAAAUUAGAGAACUUGUUUAGAUUAAAUAUGUUUGGAGAAUACAGUGUGACCUUCUGUAGUGCCACAGAGUCCAAAGUGAUAGUAGCUGUCAUUUGCUAUACAGACUCUCAUUCUUUUUUGCACAUGGGACACGAAGAAACAUCAGAUCAGGCAUCAUGAAGUUUCUGAUUCUGUUGGGUUUCAUGGAGCUACCCAUAUAGCUGGGUUUGGCCAUGUGACUGACUGUCCGUGAAAUGUCCGAAUUUGCAGUCUUGUCAAGUACAGCCUGGGAUAUGGAUGGGUCUGUAACCUCCUCUGGACUUGUGUGUGAGGGUGAAUAGUCCAGUCUUGAAGAAGGCAUUGAAAAUACAUUCUGUGCAUACUAAAGAACUUGGAAUCAGUUGUAGUCAUAUCUUUUAUUAACUUCAGCUAUUUAAGUCUGGUUAAGUAUGUUAGUAGGAUCCUCCCACCCCCAACCAAUUUUCUUUUCUGACAUUGAAAAUUACCUGAAAUUUGGGCAAGAUCUUCUGAAGUUUUUGCUGAUUGUACGUGUGUGCGAAAUGUUCAUAUGUCUGUGUGUGCAUGUGCUCAUGUUUUUCUAGAAUGUUAAGCAGAUGUUUCUAAAGUUUGGUUUUGAAAGAUGUUGCUAUCAGACUGGAUCUUGUAUGUCAGACUUCCAUGUGCUUUUAUGUUUUCCUGCUGAAAGUGUGAACACGCUAAGAGGAUUUCAUGUUGAGUAUGUGUAUGCGAGCCUAACUAGAAUGGUGGCAAGCAUCCUGCUGUAAUUUAUUACCCCAUCGUCCAGAUGUUGCUCAUUUAGAACAAAUAAGGUAUAUUUUUAGAAUCAAAUUUGUAAGCACUAUAAAAUCUUUAAUAAGUUAUAAGGUCUAUGAUGUGUUUACUUUGAAAAUUGCUGUUAAAAGCAAGAUGUAUUAAAUAUGUCAUUAUCA
Messenger RNA from Jaculus jaculus (lesser Egyptian jerboa), 2556 nucleotides. It is a transcript of the gene Insig2, whose product is annotated as insulin induced gene 2. Gene Ontology annotation, cellular component: SREBP-SCAP-Insig complex; endoplasmic reticulum. The record is from RefSeq and is a predicted model, not a curated record. NCBI's taxonomy places the organism in Eukaryota, Metazoa, Chordata, Mammalia, Rodentia, Dipodidae. Gene Ontology annotation, biological process: cholesterol biosynthetic process; cellular response to insulin stimulus; SREBP signaling pathway. The transcript is spliced from 6 exons. Bases 230 to 907 code for a protein of 225 amino acids.